GCGGCGCGGAGAAGCCGCAGACCCUCGCAGCCCCGGGAUCUGCCGGCUCGCCUGGACCGCAGCCGCCGGGGAGCGCGGGCCCCGCGACUCCCGGUGCCUCCGGCCCUGCCCGCCGACACUGUCGUCCGGCACCGGCGUCGGAGCCGCCUCGCCCGCCCGCCCGCGGGGCCGCAGGCCGCUGUCCCGCCCGCCGCGCUCGCCAACUCCCGGCGGCCCGUGACCCGGGACAAACUUCUGGUCCAGGCGCGUUCCCUGCGCGGUCACCCUCCCGGAAGCCGGCCGCGAAACCGAAGCUGCGGCGGGAGGGGAGCGGGAGGGAGCGGGUGGCACCGCCCGGCCGCCGCUCUCCGAGCGGUGACGCCGCCCCCGCGGCCACCCCCCGCCCGGCUCCCCCCGAGGCGCCGCGGCAGCCGAGCGCCGGGCGCGGGCCGGCGGGGCCGGGCGCUCACGCCCUCUAGCGGGCCGCGGCGGCGCGGGCGGCCGUGACGUGGGCGCUCCCUUCAGCCGGCCUGCGGGGCACCGCCAGUCAGUCGGGGAGCAGGAGCCCCGCUUGCAGCCGGCGCGGGCUCGGCCAUCGGCGCGCCGCCGCCCGGGGGCUGGCUCGCCUGGCGGCGCAGAGGCGGCGGGCGGGACGCGCGCGGCCACGGCCCCGGCCCCGGCCACCGCGGCGCCGGAGGCUCGGGUCCCGAGCCGGGGAAGGAGAGCGGCGGCUAGCGCAGCCGCCGGCACGGAGGGCGGAUUUUGGCUCCACGGGCGCGCCCUCCGCUCCCUCUCGCAGCGGCGCAGCUCCGAGCGGGGCCGGCUGUAGGGCGGGAGGACCCAGGAGCCUCGUCCCCGGCCCCGGGAGCCGCCGGAGUUGGGACUUUUGCAACUGUUAGCACUUUGGGCGUAUGGUUCUGGUUUUGGCUGUUCACCCUCCUCUUCUUGCCGCCUUGGAGGCAAAGCUCCCGGCCGCACUCCGCCCUCGCGCCCACCCAGUGCCGCCGGGAGCGGCCCGGCGCGCACUCAGCACCAUGGGGAGACUUGGGACUUGCCUGGCGACUUUGACCGGACUUUUGCUAACUGCGGCGGGGGACACGUUUUCAGGUGGUUGCCUCUUCGAUGAGCCUUAUAGCACGUGUGGAUACAGUCAGGCUGAAGAUCAUGACUUCAACUGGGAACAAGUGAACACCUUGACCAAACCAACCUCUGAUCCAUGGAUGCCAUCAGGCUCCUUCAUGUUGGUGAACACGUCUGGGAGAUCUGAGGGACAGAGAGCCCACCUCCUCUUACCUCAGCUCAAAGAAAAUGACACCCACUGCAUUGAUUUUCACUACUUUGUAUCCAGCAAGAGUAAUUCUGCUCCCGGGUUACUCAAUGUCUACGUGAAGGUCAAUAACGGACCUUUGGGGAACCCUAUUUGGAAUAUAUCUGGAGACCCAAACCGUACAUGGAACAGGGCAGAGCUGGCCAUCAGUACUUUCUGGCCUAACUUUUAUCAGGUGAUUUUUGAAGUCGUAACUUCUGGACAUCAAGGCUACCUCGCCAUUGAUGAAGUGAAGGUGUUAGGACAUCCAUGUACCAGAACGCCUCACUUCCUGCGGAUUCAGAACGUGGAGGUCAACGCGGGCCAGUUUGCCGCCUUCCAGUGCAGUGCCAUCGGCAGGACUGUGGCCGGCGACAGGCUCUGGUUACAGGGCAUUGAUGUACGGGAUGCUCCUCUGAAGGAAAUAAAGGUGACUAGUUCCCGGCGAUUCAUAGCAUCGUUUAAUGUCAUGAAUACAACCAAACGAGAUGCUGGAAAAUACCGCUGCAUGAUUCGAACCGAUGGAGGAGUUGGCCUAUCCAACUAUGCAGAAUUGGUAGUUAAAGAGCCCCCUGUCCCCAUCGCGCCCCCUCAGCUGGCCUCCGUGGGGGCCACCUACCUGUGGAUCCAACUCAACGCCAACUCUAUCAAUGGCGAUGGGCCCAUCGUGGCCCGGGAGGUGGAAUACUGCACCGCCAGCGGGAGCUGGAGUGACCGGCAGCCAGUGGACUCCACGAGCUACAAGAUCGGGCAUCUCGACCCGGACACAGAGUAUGAGAUCAGCGUGCUUCUCACCCGGCCAGGGGAGGGUGGCACCGGUUCUCCUGGGCCCGCUCUCAGAACCAGAACCAAGUGUGCUGAUCCCAUGCGCGGCCCAAGAAAAUUGGAAGUCGUCGAAGUCAAAUCUCGACAAAUCACUCUCCGCUGGGAGCCAUUUGGGUAUAACGUGACUCGUUGCCAUAGUUACAACCUCACAGUCCACUACUGUUACAAGGUCGGAGGGCAGGAACAAGUGAGAGAAGAAGUAAGCUGGGACACGGAUAACUCACACCCUCAACACACCAUCACCAACCUCUCCCCCUACACCAACGUCAGUGUGAAACUCAUCCUCAUGAAUCCCGAGGGACGGAAGGAGAGCCAAGAACUCGUAGUACAGACAGAUGAAGAUCUUCCAGGUGCUGUUCUUACUGAAUCCAUCCAAGGAAGUACCUUUGAAGAGAAGAUAUUUCUUCAAUGGCGAGAGCCAAUUCAAACCUAUGGUGUCAUCACUUUAUAUGAGAUCACCUACAAGGCAGUCAGUUCCUUUGACCCAGAAAUAGAUCUAUCCAAUCAAAGUGGAAGAGUUUCAAAACUGGGAAAUGAAACCCACUUUCUGUUUUUCGGACUGUAUCCAGGAACCACAUACUCCUUCACCAUCCGAGCUAGCACGGCUAAGGGUUUUGGACCCCCGGCAACAAAUCAGUUCACCACCAAAAUAUCAGCACCCUCCAUGCCGGCUUAUGAACUUGAGACGCCCUUGAAUCAAACCGACAACACGGUGACGGUCCUGCUGAAGCCUGCACACAGCCGAGGCGCACCUGUCAGUGUCUACCAAAUAGUUGUCGAGGAAGAGCGUCCUCGAAGAGCUAAAAAGACAACAGAAAUCUUAAAAUGCUACCCGGUGCCCAUCCACUUCCAGAAUGCUUCUCUACUGAACUCCCAGUACUACUUCGCUGCUGAAUUCCCAGCCAACAGCCUCCAAUCGGCUCAGCCUUUUACUAUUGGUGAUAAUAAGACAUACAGUGGAUACUGGAACACCCCUCUCCUUCCCCAUAAAAGCUACAGAAUUUAUUUCCAAGCUGCUAGCAGAGCCAACGGGGAAACCAAAAUAGACUGUGUCCAAGUGGCCACAAAAGGAGCUGCCACUCCAAAACCAGUCCCAGAACCCGAGAAACAAACAGACCACACAGUCAAGAUCGCAGGAGUCAUCGCUGGCAUCUUGCUGUUCGUGAUUAUAUUUCUUGGAGUCGUGUUGGUCAUGAAGAAAAGGAAACUGGCCAGGAAGCGGAAGGAGACGAUGAGCAGCACGCGGCAGGAAAUGACGGUGAUGGUGAGCUCCAUGGACAAGAGCUACGCGGAGCAGGGCACCAGCUGCGACGAGGCCUUCUCCUUCAUGGACACGCACAACCUCAACGGGAGAUCUGUGUCUUCACCAUCGUCCUUUACCAUGAAAACGAACACCCUGAGCACAUCGGUGCCUAAUUCCUACUACCCAGACCCAUUUGUGCCAACUGCAAUUUUAGUGCCUAUAAAUGACGAGACGCACACGAUGGCCAGUGACACCAGCAGCUUGGUGCAGCCCCACACGUACAAGAAGCGCGAGCCGGCCGACGUGCCCUACCAGACGGGGCAGCUGCACCCUGCCAUCCGGGUGGCCGACCUGCUUCAGCACAUCACGCAGAUGAAGUGUGCGGAGGGCUACGGCUUCAAGGAGGAGUACGAGAGCUUCUUUGAAGGGCAGUCUGCACCAUGGGACUCUGCUAAGAAAGAUGAAAACAGAAUGAAGAACAGAUAUGGGAAUAUUAUUGCAUAUGACCAUUCCCGGGUGAGGCUGCAGACCAUAGAAGGCGACAACAGCUCAGACUAUAUCAAUGGAAAUUAUAUCGAUGGUUAUCAUCGACCCAAUCAUUAUAUUGCUACACAAGGACCAAUGCAAGAGACCAUCUAUGACUUCUGGAGGAUGGUGUGGCAUGAAAACACAGCGAGCAUCAUCAUGGUGACCAACCUGGUGGAAGUGGGGAGGGUCAAAUGCUGCAAAUACUGGCCAGAUGACACAGAGAUCUACAAAGACAUUAAAGUCACCCUAAUAGAAACAGAGCUACUGGCAGAAUAUGUGAUAAGAACAUUUGCUGUUGAAAAGCGAGGUGUUCAUGAAAUACGCGAGAUCAGACAGUUUCACUUCACGGGCUGGCCGGACCACGGCGUCCCCUACCACGCCACCGGGCUGCUAGGAUUCGUCCGGCAGGUGAAAUCCAAGAGCCCGCCCAACGCAGGCCCAUUGGUGGUGCACUGCAGCGCCGGUGCAGGGAGGACCGGCUGUUUCAUUGUCAUCGACAUCAUGCUGGACAUGGCCGAGAGAGAAGGGGUGGUGGACAUCUACAACUGCGUCCGGGAGCUGCGGUCUCGGAGGGUGAACAUGGUGCAGACCGAGGAGCAGUACGUGUUCAUCCACGAUGCCAUCCUGGAAGCCUGUCUUUGUGGGGACACCUCGGUCCCUGCUUCCCAAGUCAGGUCUCUCUAUUAUGACAUGAACAAGCUGGAUCCACAGACAAAUUCAAGCCAGAUUAAAGAGGAAUUCCGGACCCUGAACAUGGUGACACCGACCCUGCGCGUGGAGGACUGCAGCAUCGCGCUUCUGCCCCGGAACCACGAGAAGAACCGCUGCAUGGACAUCCUGCCCCCCGACCGCUGCCUGCCUUUCCUCAUCACCCUCGAUGGCGAGAGCAGCAACUACAUCAACGCCGCCCUCAUGGACAGCUAUAAACAGCCCUCGGCUUUUAUAGUCACCCAGCAUCCUUUGCCAAACACAGUGAAAGACUUCUGGAGGCUGGUCCUGGAUUAUCACUGCACGUCUGUAGUUAUGCUGAAUGAUGUGGAUCCGGCCCAGUUGUGUCCGCAGUACUGGCCAGAGAAUGGAGUCCACAGACACGGCCCCAUCCAGGUGGAAUUUGUUUCUGCUGACCUGGAAGAAGACAUCAUCAGCAGGAUAUUCCGAAUUUACAACGCAGCCCGACCCCAGGACGGGUACCGGAUGGUGCAGCAGUUCCAGUUCCUGGGCUGGCCCAUGUACAGGGACACGCCUGUGUCCAAGCGCUCCUUCUUGAAGCUCAUCCGCCAGGUGGACAAGUGGCAGGAGGAAUACAAUGGUGGGGAAGGCCGCACGGUUGUGCACUGCCUGAACGGGGGAGGCCGCAGCGGGACCUUCUGCGCCAUCAGCAUUGUCUGUGAGAUGCUCCGGCACCAGAGGACGGUGGACGUCUUCCACGCCGUGAAGACGCUGAGGAACAACAAGCCCAACAUGGUGGACCUGCUGGAUCAGUACAAGUUCUGCUAUGAGGUAGCCCUAGAAUACUUGAAUGCUGGCUGACGGCGUACACAGCCCUGCACACAAACCUUUCAUCCUGCAAAGCCAGGACGUGCCAUGGUGUUUGUGCCGAUGAGAUGAAGACUUCUCGAUAUGCUUAUUUUGCUUUGCCUAAUUGGCUCUUUUGAAGAGCCCAAGAAAGUGUUUAUAAAACUGCUUGCCCUGCCCGAUUCCCAAUACUGCUGCUGCCUGACGGAAAACUACCCUCAGCAUCCAGUGGUCCAACCCUGUCCUCCUAGGCACCAGCUCCGUAGAGCAGCAUGGACAGCUGGUAAAAUGAAGAGCACAAUUAUAUUCUUAUGAAGGAAUUUGUACCUUUGGGGUAUUAUUUUGUGGCCCGUGAACCUUUGUUAUUGUUACAACUGAGUGUACAUUUUUGUUCUGUGGAGAAUGCUACCUGGCAUUAUGAUAAUAUAUUAUUUUAGUUAAAAUUUGUAUUUUAACAUGUCGCAUAAUAUAUGUAGCUUUCCAAGACUAACAGAUAAACAUAUAAUGAACAAAGAGAUGUAUGAGCUGUUGUUUCUAUCAGAUUUGUAUUGUUCCCAAGGGAAAAGCUUGGGAGGCGUUCAGUUCAGAAAGGCGGAGGUCGAUGAUCAGAUUCACAGACCUGAAGCUUUGCCAUGUGUUUAUAUUGUAAAUAUUUUUGAUUUCAUCAAAUUAUUUAUUCAUUAAAAGAAAUUUUCGUGAAGCAC
Delphinapterus leucas (beluga whale) is the source of this 6100-nucleotide messenger RNA. Lineage: Eukaryota; Metazoa; Chordata; Mammalia; Artiodactyla; Monodontidae. The record is from RefSeq and is a predicted model, not a curated record.